AUGAUUAAUGACUUACCAAAGAUAGUUAUAAAGGCAAAAUGUCUACUGUUUGCUGACGAUCUUAAACUGUCCCUAGCUAUUACCGACGAACAGGACUGUGAAGUGCUUCAGGAGGAUAUCGACAGAGUAGUGAACUGGAAUAAUCAAAAGCCAAGGAAAGUGUGCGAAGAAGGUACAACGCGCCUGGUAGACACAUGCAACAGUUGCUAUUGCCAUAAAGGACGAGAAUAUUGCGAAAACAACAUUUGUGAAGAGGUCGAGCGAAUAUUAUAUACCCAGGCUUGCACGGAAGGAGACAAACGUCAGUUGGAUGAGUGCACUAAUUGCUUCUGUCAUGGCUUAACGAAAUGGGCGUGUCUAAGAUAUUGUGAAACCAGGAAACCUGAGUUACCACCUACACUACCGCCUACACCACCAUCUUGUACGCUAUCUCCUAAGCCAUCUACUAAGCCAUCUACUGUACCAACAACGACCGAAACACCAAAGAAGCAAGUCCGCUUUUAUGAUGAAAAAGGACAGCCUAUAUUUAUGAUUACCAAAAAUAGUUACCCAUGUGUAGAUGAAACAUUGCAUGUAAUAGAUUCAUGUAACGCGUGUUACUGCAAGUUUAAAAAAUGGUAUUGUGGAGAGAUUCAUUGUGUUCCUGACAAGAAUAAGAAGCCCCCAGUUUCAGCAAAAUGCCCUUUAGGAAAACAAUUUCCAUUGGGUGUAAGUUGGCGGUGUCAUUGCUUGAAUGUUAACCAACAAAAGUAUAACUGUAAAAUAGAAAGAAAGAAUGUGGUGGCUGCCACAGUGUGUCCAAAAGAAAAAAAAUGGGAUCCAAAAAUUUGUAAAGGUGGCAAACCGAAACCUUGCGAGGUUGACACCACAUUCCUAUUAGAUGCAUGCAAUUUCUGCGUUUGCCAUAAUAAAGCAUAUUCGUGUACGCAAGUGGAUUGCUCCAAAAUCAAAAGAAGAUCUGGCAGAUGUGUCGAAGGACACAAAUAUUACUUGGCUGAUAGUUGUAACUUCUGCAUAUGUCAAGGCGGCCAGGAGUUCUGCACGUCAAGACCUUGCCUGCCCAAUGCUGAUGCACAACUCCAAGGAGGGUCAACUUCACGUGCUGUAGCGAGUCCAGAGCGGCAACUCGGGACUUGCGUUGAUUAUGAGGAAGUCCUUUCCGACGGUGCUUGCAACACUUGCAUAUGUCUGCACGGCCGAAAGAUCUGCACUAUGACACAUUGCACUGACAGAACUGCAGACUGGACAACCCGACUUGCUGCUGCUCACAACCAUAUACAAUACAAAACUCGUAAUGCCGCAUGUCCCAAAGGUACCUUCAUCCACAACCCGAACCAGCCCUGCAGUAUAUGUCUUUGUGGCGGCAACGAUCCAGGGUCCCACAAUAUGUGCUUCACAGAUGCCGAGUGUGUCAAACAAGACAUCAGCCACUUGAACGGCUAAACUGUGGUUUCUUUGUGAAUAUCAACGUCAAUAAAUCUUAUGAAACUGGU
Helicoverpa zea (corn earworm) is the source of this 1493-nucleotide messenger RNA. Its product is annotated as kielin/chordin-like protein. Lineage: Eukaryota; Metazoa; Arthropoda; Insecta; Lepidoptera; Noctuidae. The record is from RefSeq and is a predicted model, not a curated record. Bases 1 to 1443 code for a protein of 480 amino acids. The transcript has 12 exons.